GUAAACUGUUUGAGGACCAGGACCUGAAGAAGAAGUCUUCCUCAGCCAAGGUGUCUUCUGGAGUGCUGACCAGGGAGGUUACAUGGAGGGAGACAUCUUUUCUUGGAAGUGAUGAACCUAAAGGGACGAGGUGAGGUUGAGUAAAAAAAGAGAGGCAGCCUGAAGAGGAUCAUACCACAGAGGGAGAGAGCUGGAGAUGUAAAGAAAGGACGGCGGAGCAGAUAAAAAGAUUGAGCGCCUCUCUCCUCGCUGCCAUAAGAACAAAAUGUCGGGCUGGCCUCCCCCCGGCCCAGGCUCCUGGGGUGGACUGCAGGGGCCCCCGUACAGCUGGGACAGCAUGAACAGCUCCAGGGAGGGACGGGACGGCCUCACCAGCCAAGUGUCCCAGAGCAGCUCCCUGGAGGAGGUUCACCUGGACGGGGUCCCUCCCGCCCCUCGCUUGGUGGAGAUGAGACGGGACCCGGUCCUGGGUUUCGGCUUCGUGGCAGGCAGCGAGAAACCGGUGGUGGUCCGCUCUGUCACUCCAGGUGGUCCAUCGGAGGGGAAGCUGUUGCCAGGCGAUGAGAUCAUCAUGAUCAACGAUGAACCUGUCAGCUCGGCCCCGAGGGAGCGAGUCAUCGACCUCGUCAGGAGCUGCAAAGAAUCCAUCAUGUUGACUGUUGUCCAGCCGUAUCCUUCCCCUAAAUCAGCGUUCAUCAGUGCAGCCAAAAAAGCCAUGCUCAAGUCCAAUCCGGUCAAAGUGCGCUUUGCAGAGGAGGUCAUCAUAAACGGCCAGGUUCCAAACCCGGUGAAGGACAACUCUCUUCUGUUCAUGCCAAAUGUCCUGAAGGUCUACCUGGAGAACGGGCAGACAAAGUCUUUUCGCUUUGACAGCAGUACCUCUAUCAAGGACGUGCUCCUGACGCUGCAAGAGAAGCUGUCGAUCAAAUGCAUCGAGCACUUCUCCCUUGUGCUGGAGCAGAGGACGGAAGGCUCUGGAAGCAAACUGCUUCUCCUGCACGAACAGGAGAUGCUCUCUCAGGUGACCCAGAGGCCCGGCUCUGACAAGAUGAAGUGUUUCUUCAGAGUCAGCUUCGUGCCCAGAGACCCCGUGGAGCUGCUCCGGAGAGACGCUGUGGCAUUUGAAUACCUCUAUGUACAGAGUUGUAACGACGUGUGCUUGGAACGGUUCGGACCGGAGCUGAAGUAUGACGCCGCGCUCCGACUGGCCGCGCUGCAGAUGUACAUCCUCACCAUGACAACCAGGCAGAGCCAGAAGGUCUCGCUCAAGUACAUCCAAAAGGAGUGGGGUCUGCCGCUCUUCCUGCCUCCCGCCGUGCUGUCCAGCAUGAAGGAGAAAAACAUCAAGAAGGCUCUGACGCACAUCCUCAAAACCAACCAGAACCUCGUGCCUCCGGGGAAAAAACUGACUGCUUUGCAGGCCAAGGUGCAUUACCUGAGGUACCUCAGCGAACUCAGACUGUAUGGAGGGAGGGAGUUCAAAUCAAUACUUUUGCAAGGGGAGAAACAGACAGAUGUGACGCUGUUAGUGGGCCCACGUUACGGCAUCAGUCACGUCAUCAACGCCCGGACCAACCUGGUGGCCCUGUUGGCUGACUUCAGCCACGUCAACCGCAUCGAGAUCCUCACCGAGGAUGACACCAACGUCCGACUGGAGCUGCAUGUGCUGGACGUCAGGCCCAUCACAUUGAUUAUGGAGUCGAGUGACGCAAUGAACCUGGCCUGUUUAACAGCGGGCUACUACCGCCUCCUAGUGGACGCAAGGAGAUCUAUCUUCAGCAUGCCCCACUGCAACAGCACUGGAGGGGAUGACAACAGUCAGGAUCGUGUCUUGGAGUGGCCAUACAGCACAUCUUUAGGGAACAACGAGGAGCCAUCACUCAGGCAGGAGGAGGACUACGACAGGGACUCUGAGUAUCCAGACAACGGGCAGAGAGAGAACAGCAUCUCUCCCUACUUCCACGAACCGCAAAACCCCGACCUUGGGCCUCAGAGAAGUCUGUUGCCCCCUCCUCUUCCCCCUGCUACCAGACACAAAACUCAAGACUCACCGCGGAGCGCUAAAGUGUCAUUUAUUUUUGGGGGGGACCCGCCGUUGAACAAGGCAAAGAACAUGGGCUAUGAAAGACUGCUGGAGAGCCCUGAGGUACCCGAGCACAGACCGCCCUACAUGCACAACAACACAGACUUUCAGCCACAGGACAGGGUGCCAUUUCAGUUCAGUGGCCUCACGCAUGUCUAUAGUAACAUUAUAAGCGAGGAAGGUGGCGAAGAGCCACUGCUAAGGGAUCUGUUUUACCGUGACACAACUGACGACGCAGAGGAUGACGACGAUGCCUCCUGUGAAGAAGACUCCACAGGUGGAACACCGGUGGGUGACGACAGAGGAGGAGGAGGAGAAAACUGUGGGAACCAAGGGGGAGGGUUAGCCACGGCCGCCGGCAAAUCUACUUUCCUGACGCUCUCUGGUUCCACUGAUGACAUCAUCGACCUGACAUCACUGCCUCCUCCUGAGGGAGACGACGGCGUCGACGAGGAAGACGAUGACACGCUGCUAGAGACGCUCAACCUUGCGAUUGCGGCUCCACCACCGGGCUUCCGGGACAGCUCGGAUGAGGACACAGCCCCUGAGGGAAGGCCACUGAGCACACAUGACAAUGACGAUAUCCCAGUAUCGUUAAUUGACGCCGUUCCAACACAUGAGGAGGGGGAAGGGAGCAUGGGAGGAGAGAGAAGGCUGGAGAAUGCAGUCGUGAAUACUCUACAGGCGCUGGAAGCUUUGUCUGUCUCUGAGCAGAGGCCUCCCCCGCCACCACCCAACAGUAACAACCCAGGGGUGUAUGCAUCUCGAGGCUUCAGCCCAGAGUCGUCCUCGGAUUCUGGCAAUGAGACCAACUCCUCAGAGAUGACUGAAAUCUCUGAAUUGGCUGCUACUCACAGGCUCAGUGAGAGCCACAUGCGUCUUCUAGUGGCCACAAGGGAAGGGUACCAACCUUUACUCGAGGAGAAAACAGAAUUCCCCGUCUCACCCAGUACAGGAGGAACGAUACAGAAGAAACCCCGUAGUCCAACACGGCACCUUCAGCCUCCAGCAGUUCCUCCAAGACGGAGCCCCCUCUUGGACACCGCAUCAUCGGGGCCAAACAGCUUGGAGGUGAGGCCCCAGACUAACUUCUCAUCCACUCUACAGCGCCCAAGUUCCACCACACCAGGAGGCAAGCAUCACAAAAAAUCUGCAGACUCCAGCGGGAAAUAUAACACUUUCAGCACGAGGGAUUUGCAUCGAGGGGAGAGUAGUGGGAGCCGCAGUCGUCUGGACUUGGACCAGCGCACGUCAUUUUGCGAGCGAGGGGAGGGUCAAAGAAGACAAAGUGCUUUUUUGGCAGAAAACUGUGCAGCUGAGGGCCUUGCAAUGAAUAGCCUUUCUCGUGACCAUCACAGAGUUCCCCGCCCUCCUUCCUCUACCUCUGAUAAUAUGUUAGAUGUAGUCAACAUGGGGAACUGUAAUGUAGAUAAUGGCGCUGCAGCAGUUGAGCAAGACGAACAUCUAGUUGUAGCAUCGUUGCUGUCCCCAACCAAAAAAUCCAGAUCAGCAGGGUCUGACCAGGGAUCGGACAUACAGAGUGACCAUCAGCCGAUUUCUAGACAGCAGAGUGUUGCACGGCUGUGUGAGUACCAUCUAGCGAAAAGGAUUUCAAAUUUGCAAGGAGAAGCCCACAGUUCACUACAGGGCUCUCUGUGCUCAUCCCUAGAUGCUGGUGGCAGCACAAACAGUAGUGCCUGUGCCACCCCAACUGACUCACCACUUGGCCCUGGUGCAGUUGAGUCAAAACACCACCAUUUGCAAAGGCACCCGCUUUCUAGUUCCUCCUCCUCAUUACUCAGGGUGCUAAACUAUGAUGAUAACAAACCGGGAAUCCCUCGCGGCAUCCCUGUCCAGGGCCCUCAGGGAAAGGACCUCCACCCUCACGCAGACCCUGCCCUCCUUCGGAAAAUGCUGCCCAACAUUCACCCUCCUGCUGCGGGAGGUGAACCAGGGCGCCCUUCUUCAGCCACGCCAUCUAAGCAUAAAGAGACCACAGGUACUGGAAGCAAAAGAUCCAACAAUGAACUGCAUGCUAAACAGCAGGCCUGUCUCAAGGGGCUGAACCAGAAGGAAGGCAGUGAGGCCUACAGACAGCUGAUUAACUAUCUAACUGUCAGCCAGAUGCAUCAGGGAGGGAAACUGCAUAGUGCAGGCAUGGGAGGGGCAGUUAAAAAGGACACCAGGCGCUUUAUCACUAGCAACCCUCAGCUUGUUGAAAUGGUAAAGAACAGGGGGAAUACUAUUGCUCGCUGCCCAUGUAUGCCUUCCUCCAUAUCAUCCCCAUUCCUCAGUCCAAAUUUAGUAAACCCUAAUUCAGCCACCAUGCAGCUGGCAAAUAAAAAUCAACGGUCAUACCAUUCAGCCACACUUCCUGCCAAACUCAAGAGAAGUCCUGACAUGCAUGCUCAGAGAGUGAAUGACACUCUAGAUUUCAGGCCAGCUACUGCUGAGAGGAGGAGCUCCUUUUCUGGCCUGGAAAGUGAACUAGAGAGGAGUGGCAUGGACCCAGAGCACUUCCUGUCACUGUAUAAGCGAGAGGGCUGUAUCAGCCGUGAUGGUGGAUUUAUUCCAGGUGGAAACCGUGAGGGUGGGGGCACCAUUAAUCGUGCCCCACCUCGGUCAAGAAGCCAACCUAGUGGCACCACAGAGGACUGGUUCAGAUCAGAUCCGAGAGCAAAGCAUGCUGUUCGUCAGUCUUCUCGUCCUAAUGAUUCUCUUUGUUUCUCUGCUGCCCCCAGUGUAAGUGGUCAACGAGCAGACCUCAACACCAUCACACUAGGAAGGGGAGACCAUCCUUCAGCUUUUAUCAGACAGACAUCUGCUGGCAAUAGGGCUUGCAUUACAUCUCCAACUCCCAGCUCACAAUCUCAACCUCCUCCACCUCCUCCCCCACCACCUCCUCCAUUGCCCCUUUCCAUGCAAGCCAACGUUAGCUCCACCAACUCAGGAUGCACACAGAAUUCCAUUCAUCCCACCCAGUCCCGGCAGAAUCAGAACCACAUUCAUUCUGUCACUCCAACCCUGCAACAGACAGAUCCCUUCAGCAAUAAUCUGCAACGGGGCCGGGAGCUCAAACGCAGCUGCAGCAAUGUGACUGCCAAUUCUGGUAGUGUGGAGGUUCUGUUUGACAAGCCCAGCCGAAGCCGGAGCCAGCAGCCCUUGAUGCCAUCUGUGCCCCAGCAAGGUGAGACCAAAGUCCAGCGGAGGCCAACGAGGAAGCGGCUCUCCAAGAGCUAUUCCCAGGGCUCUGUGUCUUCUCAUACCACGUGCUGGUCUACAGGCAAUAGGGUAGACAGUAGAAGGGCGUCUGUGGCAUUUCCAUUGCAAAAGGAUGCUAAACACAUGAAGGGCUCUCAAAAACUGGACAACAGUCCCUGGAGGUGCAACGGGCCUUUUAGCUACUGCUUCUUUAAACGUAAGAGUGAGGGUGAAGAUGAUGAGAUUGAAUGGGAGAGGCCGAGACGCAGCCGUGGCGAUAUUGAUCAUGACGAUCCAGCUGCAGCCAUAUUGCCCUGUGGCUCAGCAGUGGAUGCAGCUGGGGAGCAGCUGUACGGGGAGGUCCUCAAUAACAUGAGCUUCAGUGACCGUCUCGCACGAAUCAACGCACUGAAGGACCGCAUGUAUGGCUUCCCAUCCGGCUUCACUGACGUACGCCGUGAUGCCAGCGAGCUCAUCGCACUGGUGAGAUCCAGCAUAGGUCGCUGCGACCGUGGACCCCAGAUGCCUCUGCAGGACGUGUCCCAGUACAAGCAGCUCCUCUCUGUUGAGUCGAAAGAAUUAGGCCGGGCGUGCCGGCGGAUGGCACAGGCCCACAGUAGUCCUGAGGAGAUGCUGCUAGCUGUCACCUGUAGCUUCCAGGUGCUAUGCUGCCUCUGUGAAGCUUGUAUGUGUCUGGUCAGGGGUCUCGGGGCCUCAGCCUCACAUCAACAGAGAGAGGUUGUGGCAAAGGUUGACGAGGUUGUCAUGAACUACAUCUGUCUGCUCAAAGCAGCAGAGGUUGCCACUGUUGGAGCACCAGGGGAGCACAGUGUGAAAGCCCUGGUCCGCCACUCGAGCACCAUGUCGGCCAUUGCUAACGCACUCACCCGCUCCCUUAAAACGCUGCUUAGCAAGUAGAGGCUACUCCUUAUGCUUUAUAGUGUGGACUACACGGUCAGCAUAAGUCUGUCUUUAAGCAUUUUGCUAUUUUUGAGUCUGCUGGAAGAGUCAUUUUUCGUAUACGGUCUGGAUGGAAAUCUAUAAAGUGUAUGACUCGCUGCAGUUACGCUCAAAGUUAAAAUGACAUACAACUCUCACUGUAAAAAUUAGUAAGAUGCUGAAAGGCAGUCAUAUCUGACUGCACUUGCUUUUUCUGAUGACAAUAUUGUAAUGUAUAUUUACAAAGCCAUACUGUCACAGAACGUUGUAAUGAUACCUAAUAGAUACCCUUUUACCUGUGCAUUAUGUAACUUAUUUAAAAGAUGUAUAUAAUGUACAUAAAUACAAUAUAAUUAUAUUGUUUGCCGUAGCAGUUUCAAGAAGCCGUUGAGUUUCAGUUUAAUGUGCUCUAACAUUGUACAGGGCUGGAGUGAAUUCACUUUUUAGUUCAAUCAGUUCAUAAAAGUGCAGUUUUACUACAGAUAUUUAUAGUUGUGAUUAUAAUAAAUUACCUGUAGAAAUGUAAGUAAAAAUGUUUCACUGUCAGUCCAGUGACUUUAUUCACACUAUAAAUAUUAGCUUGAAUUUCUGAAUGACUGUGUAAAAGUGAACUGAUUUCAUCCCUGUUGAAUUGCGAUGCAGGUUUUUAUUUUUUUUUCUUUUCUGGAUGAUGGGAGGAACAUUUAUUAGAAAUGCUGGAAAAACAGGGACACUAGAAUUGCACUGCAUUUACCACUGCUUCAUAUUUUACCACAUAGAUUAUUUUCAGACAAGAAUGAUAAUAGUAAAUAUAAAAAUAUUCCCCGAAAAAAUGAAUAUGUAAAGCUAUGAUAAUACUAAGAUAUUUACAAUUUAGAAAAGAGAUAAUAAUUUAUGCAGGUUGUUUCAGAUCGACCGCUGUGUUAAUUAUAUGAUUAUUUUUAAGUUAUUGUGUUUUAUUAUCAUGUGUUUUGGAAUAAGUUCUGUGCUUGAAUGAUUUAUUAUUCCACACUAUGUAUCAAGGUACAGUAAUGACUCUUGGCACAAUAAAUUCACUUCCUGUUUUUUUUGUUUUUUUUUGUUUUUUCAAUGAUCCAUGAAUCUAUUAAAAAAAACAUUUUACAGAUAUUUUUGUGUCUCUUACUAUGUGUCCUUUGGUUUUACUGUUUCACUGUCGCAUACAGUCAGCACCGGCAUGUUCAGAGCGUGAGUCCAUCCAAGAAUAAAAGUG
Molecule: messenger RNA, 7433 nt
Organism: Acanthopagrus latus (yellowfin seabream)
Lineage: Eukaryota; Metazoa; Chordata; Actinopteri; Spariformes; Sparidae
Product: FERM and PDZ domain-containing protein 4-like
Exons: 17
Coding region: 266-6202 (1978 amino acids)
Cellular component (GO): cytoskeleton
Molecular function (GO): protein binding
Source: RefSeq, a predicted model, not a curated record